AUGCCCCACCAGAGGUGGCGGGCGCCGCGUUCGCGGUGCAGGAGCGGACCCACCUGGCGCGGCGGGUGGCGCUCGGGGACGCGGUGGCGCAGCUGGUGCGGCUGCAGGCCCUGUUCGGCGCCUCGCCGGCGGCCAGGGACGGCCCGUCGAGGCAGGGGCUCCAGAUGUUCUCCGACUCGGAGGACCCGUUCAAUGGCAUCAUCACGGCGCCGUCUCCCGCCGUGGAGGCCAUGUCGCAGGCCGCCCCUGCCGGAGGCGGUUCCGCACUGGCCGCCGCAGGGUCGCCCCUCGUUGCCCCCUCGCCGGGCGGCGCCGCCCUGGCCGCCGACGGCUGCGCGGUGUUCGGCUGUGGCAGCUUCCACGAGCAGAACAGCUGUCAGUGCAACGCUGCCUGCGAGGACUUCCAGAGCUGCUGCGCCGACUACCCCUCGGUGUGCAAGCCCGCGGACCCGACGCCGAGCCCGAGCCCGGCGGUGCCCGCGGCGCCCCUCGCCCGCGCCGGCGGCGGCGGCGGCCACGCUGCGGCGGCGGGCCACGGCCUUUCGGGGGGCACCGCGGAACUACGGCUGCGGCGGCUUCGGCAGGAAGCAGAGCUGCCAGUGCAACGACAAUUGCAAAGACUACGGGAAUUGCUGCUCAGACUACACGGACACAUGUCUGGACACCGACAGCCCGCCCCCGCCCACCGCGCCGAGUGCCACGGAGGGCGGCGGCGCUCAGAGGGGCGGCAAGCACAGCGGCUGGGAGGCCGCGGGCAGCAGCGGCGAUGCAGGCGGCGACUCUCUGGGCUGCGCAGACUACGGAUGCGGCGAAUACAACGCAGACCAGAAAUGCCAGUGCAACCCAGACUGCAAGACCUUCGACAGCUGCUGCUCGGACUACGAGGUGUUCUGCGGCGGCGCCAGCGUCGGCCCCCCGCAACAGGCCGAGGAUCCGGCCGGCUUCAUGGGCGGCGCUGGCGGCGCAGGCGGAGACAGCUGCGCCAAGUUCGGGUGCGUGACCUACAAUGCCGGGCACAGCUGCCAGUGCAACGCGGGCUGCACCGAGUUCGGAUCGUGCUGCAGCGACUACGAGGAGCACUGCACGGCGGCUGACGGCGGCCACCGGUCGGAGAGCGCGUCCUCGGACAGCGGCGACGGCUUCUUCGCGGCCGGCGGCCCCCCGCUGUCGCAG
Molecule: messenger RNA, 1173 nt
Organism: Prorocentrum cordatum
Lineage: Eukaryota; Dinophyceae; Prorocentrales; Prorocentraceae
Source: the annotation of a GenBank genome assembly